UGUCGGGAAUUUUUGGGUUUUAAAAAGUAUAAAAUAAGUUGUUUUUCAGGAAAUUGUUAAACCUUCAAUAUGAUUGGGUUUGGUUGUCGUUUUUAAUUUUUAAAUUCUGGAAUCACAAAAGGAAUAGAAAAUAGAAGGCGUAACACUAAAUUAAGUUAAAAAUAAAGAAAAUGAGCGACCAAAAUAUUGGAAGACGGGAGAAACGAAGGAUCUCUGAAUGGAGACCACGUGGGAUGCUUUAAAUGGUCUUGCAUGGUUCAACGAGCUGUUUCAGACAACUCCAUCGAUACACGUGUCAUUCAUUUUAUUAAUAUUUCUUUUCUUCUUUAUCUUAAAUUUGUUUAUUAUUUAUUUAUACUCCAUUUGAGCCGACAGAUGCUUUUGGCAAUUAGCAAUUAGCAAUUAGCAAUUAGCAAUUAGAGAGGAGAUUUGUGCAUGGUUUGAAACUUAAUAAGCUAGCUAUAAAAAUGGAGGAUGGUGUAACUGUGAGAGAGAGAGAAGAAACGUUUCAUGAAGAAGAGACAGAUAGGGAGAAGAGGCAGAAAGUUGAAGGCGGUGGAGGGAUUUUAGAUAACCUCCUAUCUAAAUUUGUACCUGAAUCUGUUCAUAAUGAGGUUCAGGAUCAUGCCACUGCCUGCGACCAACAAUCUGUCGGUGACAGUGACGGUGACGGCAGUGGUGGCGGCGGCGGCGGAGUGAUAAAUAACUUCAUCUCAAAUCUGCUGCACCGCAAUAAUAAUGCGGAAGGAGAUGAAGAUGCGAAGAAUGAUAACGAAGAAAGUGAAGAACAGUUGAAAUCUGCAAAUGAAGAAACUGAUAAUCAUGUCAAGACUGAUCCAGAGAGCAAUGGCGUAGGCGAAGGUGGGACUAGCUCUAAUCAUGGUGCAAGUAUCAUUUCUAGCCUUAUUCCAGAAGUUGUGGCUCCAGCACCUGAUGAGGCUUCUAUCUUGAUCCACUCGAUUGUUCAUGACUAGUCCAACAUUCACUACCUUUAUUUUUGUAAUUUAAAUUCGUAAAUUAACUACAACUUUACCGUGAUUAAUCUUGAAGACUUUAAUUGCAUGCUUUUUACGCACUUGUAAUUUUAAUUUAUGUAGUUCUAAUUUACUUAAUUAUUAAUUUUAGUUAUUAAUGGUGUAUCCACUUUUAAUUGGUCACCACCGUUUAUUUUGUGUCUAUUUUUUUUACAUGAAUUUCCACUCAAACUUUCAUUUCUUACAAUUAUUUGACUUUGCCCUACGUAACUAAGAUGGCCUACUCCGUCUCUUAAAACAGUAUGAGGCUAAAGUAUGUCGUUUAAGUAGGCAACAACUUGAGAAGAUUCGCAUCAUCAUUGAUGGCCAAUCAUCGAAUUGGAAUUGUUUGCAUCAUUAUUAUUUGACUAUAAUAAUGUUAAUCAUCAUAUGGAUAGGAUAAGUAGAUC
Molecule: messenger RNA, 1423 nt
Organism: Amaranthus tricolor (Joseph's coat)
Lineage: Eukaryota; Viridiplantae; Streptophyta; Magnoliopsida; Caryophyllales; Amaranthaceae
Exons: 2
Coding region: 468-974 (168 amino acids)
Source: RefSeq, a predicted model, not a curated record